Molecule: messenger RNA, 1488 nt
Organism: Fusarium odoratissimum NRRL 54006
Lineage: Eukaryota; Fungi; Ascomycota; Sordariomycetes; Hypocreales; Nectriaceae
Exons: 2
Coding region: 221-1228 (335 amino acids)
Source: RefSeq, a predicted model, not a curated record
CCCCCCGGCCACUCGGACGUCAUGGGCUGGCCUCGUUUAUUCAUUCACCAGCCUCUCUCGCUCUCCACCACAAUUGUAGCCAGCGCAUACAUACAUACUCAUUCUUUGUCGGUCACCUUGGGCAGAAAAUCACCGGUUGGGUGAGCUGUCACGGACAAUUUAUUCGUCUGUUCAAUUAUACGUCGUUAUUUGAGCCAAGACUGAAACCUGAACGCCCAUAAUGUCUGAUACUCGCAAGUCAAACAAGUCACCGCUUCAAUCGCUGGAUCCUCAGCCCAUCCGAACUCCGUCUCCCUCUCGGGACCGUGACCGAGAGCGAGACCGGCGGGAUCGUGCUUUUGAUCGAGGUCCAGAGAGAGCAAAGUCAUAUCCAGGCCCCGAAUCUCAAUAUGGUCCUCAACCUUAUGGGCCUCAGAACUACAAUCCCCAGGAUUAUGCCAAUCAGAGCUAUAAUCCUCAGAAUUACGACUCGCCGGGCUACAACCAGCCUUACAACCCGCAGAACUACCCUCCUGUAUCAGGUCCUCAAACUGGUCCAGGCAACCUCCCGAUCCGUCCUGCCUCUGAAUCGUAUCUUCCCAACCAUGCCGGAGCCAUGGCUACCGCAUCAACCCAGCAAAUGGUCCCCGCCACAGCACCGAGUGACCUGCGAGAGUUACAAGCUCUUAGAGUGAACUGCCAGUUCAAUCUGCGCGAGUACAUGAGCCUGCAGCGUCAGCGACGAGGUGGCGAUUCUGCCGUCUCUGCUUAUGAGCUUGAGACCCGGAUUCGAAACCAGACCAACAUGGUCCUGAAUGAUCUGAGGAUCCUGCAGGGCGAGGUGCGCAGCAUCGCUAAAGAAGCCGAGAACCAUCGAUGGCGAAGAUGGAUCAUCGGAGGAGCUAUUGCUACGUUCAUUCCCUUCAUCCGCCGCUUCUGGCGCCGAAACGACGGUGACGAAGAUUCUCACUCAUCAGCCAACGACACCGAGUACGCCUUCAAAAAGUCAAAGGGUCUUCUCGAGCACAUCAAGAAUGGUAUACUUGGCAAAGGCCGCUUCGCCAAAUUGGCUUUCUUUGUAUUUGCCGUGCUCGUUGUGUUCUCUAAUGAAGUGUCUAUUCGAGUAGCUCGGACUGUGCAGAAGAGGCUUAAGAAGCUGACAGCGAGAAUCGAGCACGGUGAUCCGGAUAUCGAUGAGAAGGACAUGAAGCUCCUCGAGGGCUGGCGAUGGAGGGUUCUACUGUGGUAAGACAGUGCCACUACGAUGACAUGAAAGGUACAUAAGAUGAGGAUAUGAUUGAAACGAAGCCGAGGCGAUUGCAUUUACUGAAUGGUUUUUAUUGUAAGAUUGCAGUAUAUUUAUCUGUAUGAUGUCAUGAGUUUUCAAUACAUCCAUGGUUGCAAAUCAAAUGAUGGGAGUUUUCUGGUAACAAUUGCAAAUGAACUGCUUGCUUGUGUUUAUGGGAGUCUGUGCCUACAAGUCAUCGCUAAUUUAUGAGACCUCCACUG